CGCCGGGGCCGCUGAGGGGCUUGGCCGCUUCCGGUCCCUCGGGGGAGGGGCGCCUCCCGGGCGCGAAGGGGCUUCGUUUCCCUCCGGUCCUCCGCAGCGGGUGCGGCCACUCGGAACCCCCGGAGCACCCGACGCCCCCCGAACCGGUGUUCCUCGACAGCCACCGCGGCUGAGUCACUGGCCAGCUCGGGCGGGGCCGCAGGCGGGCACGUGGCGGCGCUCCCCGCCCGCCAUCCUGACCUCUAGCCUACCGCACCCCCUACCCCAGGGUGGAAAUCUCCCGAGAGGGAGCGGCCAGAGAUAAGGGGCGGGGGGUGGCGAGGGGGCUGGGAGACACACCGCGGGGCAGGGCGGGGAGGGGAGCUCGGGAAGAGAGCUUGGGGGUGAGUCACCCGGCGCCGGCGGCUACGGCGCCGGCAGACUAGGUCUCACGAGUCCGGGGCGAAGAGCCGAGAAGCCGGUGACCCUCGCCCGCCGGCCGGCCAGCCGGCUCGAAACCCGCAUGCCCUCCGCUCCCGGCCGGGGCUGCAGCCAAAGUCAGGGCUGACCUUACUCCCGCCGCACCCGCUGAGACGGAGAGAAUCACAGAGUGCAGAGACCCACUUCCCCGCCAUGCUAGAGGCCCACCCGACUGACCCCCGGCGGUCAGACACUCAGAAAAGGGCACUUCACCUUCUGUCCAUUCAUUUUUUUUUGGUCACUUUUGAUUCAGCACCAUUCAUUGAUGGGCUGGGAUCACGCCCUAAAGCGCCCGUGGUCGCGAUCGGUGGAGAAAGGGCUUCUGACUGACAGCUUCCACGCAGGCGAUAAGUGCUGUCCCAGCGCUAUCAGCAGGGCGCCGCGCCAACUCCUAGGGCCUGUCUAAAUUCGUCUGCCUUCCCCCUCCCCCACUCCCCUCGCCGGCCGGGAGAGGGUAGGAUGGGGUGGAGCGGAGAGAGGCCGCCAUGAGGACCCUGAGAGCCAUGGCCAUGCAGAAAAUCUUUGCCCGGGAAAUCCUGGACUCCAGGGGCAACCCCACUGUGGAGGUGGACCUGCACACGGCCAAGGGCCGAUUCCGAGCAGCUGUGCCCAGUGGCGCUUCCACAGGUAUCUAUGAAGCUCUGGAACUAAGAGAUGGAGAUAAAUCUCGCUACCUGGGGAAAGGGGUCCUGAAAGCUGUGGAACACAUCAACAAGACCCUUGGCCCCGCGCUGCUGGAAAAGAAACUAAGUGUGGUGGAUCAAGAAAAAGUUGACAAAUUUAUGAUUGAGCUGGAUGGGACAGAGAAUAAAUCCAAGUUUGGGGCCAAUGCCAUCCUGGGCGUAUCCCUGGCCGUGUGUAAGGCUGGAGCAGCUGAGAAGGGGGUGCCGCUCUACCGACACAUUGCAGAUCUCGCGGGGAACCCAGAGCUGAUCCUCCCAGUCCCCGCCUUCAACGUGAUCAACGGGGGCUCCCAUGCUGGAAACAAGCUGGCCAUGCAGGAGUUCAUGAUCCUGCCUGUGGGGGCCAGCUCCUUCAGGGAAGCCAUGCGCAUCGGGGCUGAGGUCUACCACCACCUCAAGGGGGUCAUCAAAGCCAAGUACGGGAAGGAUGCCACCAAUGUGGGUGAUGAGGGCGGCUUUGCACCCAACAUCCUGGAGAACAAUGAAGCCCUGGAGCUGCUGAAGACGGCCAUCCAGGCAGCUGGUUACCCCGACAAAGUGGUGAUUGGCAUGGAUGUAGCAGCAUCUGAGUUCUAUCGCAACGGGAAGUACGAUCUCGACUUCAAGUCACCUGAUGACCCCGCUCGGCACAUCAGUGGGGAGAAGCUGGGUGAACUGUACAAGAACUUCAUCAAGAACUACCCUGUGGUGUCCAUUGAGGAUCCUUUUGACCAGGAUGAUUGGGCUACCUGGACCUCGUUCCUCUCGGGGGUCAACAUCCAGAUCGUGGGGGAUGACCUCACAGUCACCAACCCCAAAAGGAUUGCUCAGGCUGUGGAGAAGAAGGCCUGCAACUGCCUGCUGCUGAAGGUCAACCAGAUUGGCUCAGUGACUGAAUCCAUCCAGGCCUGCAAACUGGCUCAGUCUAACGGCUGGGGGGUGAUGGUGAGCCACCGCUCCGGAGAGACCGAGGACACCUUCAUCGCCGACCUCGUGGUGGGGCUCUGCACAGGACAGAUCAAGACUGGUGCCCCCUGCCGCUCAGAGCGUCUGGCCAAAUACAACCAGCUCAUGAGGAUUGAGGAGGCUCUUGGGGACAAGGCUGUCUUUGCUGGACGCAAAUUCCGUAACCCGAAGGCCAAGUGAGAGGUUGGAGGCCCCAGGAGUGCACAGGACAGACCUGGGCCUUCAAGCCCUUCCCUCUGAAAUAAAACACUGGUG
This is a messenger RNA of Dama dama (fallow deer), 2342 nucleotides long. RefSeq names its product enolase 3 (gene ENO3). Gene Ontology annotation, cellular component: phosphopyruvate hydratase complex. Gene Ontology annotation, molecular function: magnesium ion binding; phosphopyruvate hydratase activity. Lineage: Eukaryota; Metazoa; Chordata; Mammalia; Artiodactyla; Cervidae. Gene Ontology annotation, biological process: glycolytic process. The record is from RefSeq and is a predicted model, not a curated record. Bases 945 to 2267 code for a protein of 440 amino acids. The transcript has 12 exons.